CCGCUCUUGAAAUAUUUGAAUGCUGGCAACUGGCAUUUGGCGUUUUUCACGCAUUCAUUCAUCGGAAAAUUAGAGAGCACUAGUGUAAUCAUUUUGUUGUUUUCCCCCUCCAUUCAACGCAGGUCGUCCAUAGCACCGUGUGAUCCGAUUAUCCAGCGCCGUCGGUAGCGCGGCAUUGUCACUGGCUGCUGAUUAAUUAUCAGGUUGCGCCAUCCUGAAUGAUUAGCCCCCGUUUUCCGUGGAUGCUGGAGCAACGCUCUGACUCUGACGUAUCCUCGUGAUGCUGGUGUCCUGAAACGCGACGUUUCAGAUUUCCCCGGAUUGCCUGUGAUUUGUUUGUUGACAUGACCGCCCCCGUUGGGGCGUGCUGCGAGUAGCGCCCCCAUGCUGCCGGUGGGGGCGCCCCCCGCGGGGGGCUCGAUGCCCGGGGGCAGUACCCCCGCGCAGUCGGGAUCGGGCGGGGCGGGGGGCGCGGUGGCCCCCCUGCAGGGGGGGUUGGGGAUGCUGGCCCCCGCGGGGACGACGCGCCACCUGUCCUCCGCCACCUUCCCCAAGGUGACCACGGUGGGAUCGCAGAAGCCGGAGGUGUGGGUGCAGUCGCUCAUCAACCGCUUUGAGGAGCAGUUGCCGGUGAAGACGGGCAUGCAGACGAUCACCACCCGCACCACGCUGGAGCAGCAGAAGGAGUACCUGAUCAACAUCUCCCGCUGCAAAUUCUCCCUGGUCAUCCAGGGCCUGACGAAGAUGCUGCAGAACGUGGCCAGCACGCGCAUCUUCGGCGAGGAGGCCGAGCGCUCGCAGAUCGAGUCGCAGCUGAUCAUCCUGGACACCCUGGAGCAGUGCCUGGUCAACGGCCAGCCCAAGGACACGCCGCGCGUCGAGGAGCAGAAGUACGUCAAUCUUCUGCUGCCGGAGAUCUGCCAGUUCCUCAACCUCACCACCGACAACCCGCUCCUCCUGCAGCUGAAACUCUCCGCCUCCAAGGUGCUCUUCGCGCUCAGUCUGAACAAUUUCAACUCCAUCUUCUCGCGGAUCAGCACGCGGUUGGCGGCGUUGGCCAUCUGCCCGGAUGAGUGCGUCGAUCUGGGCGAUGUGGAGUUGAUCCAGCACAUCAACGUGGAUCGCGCCAAUCUGGCGAAAGUACUGAACGAGAUCAUCGGGAAAUUCCGGCAACUGAAGAAGAAUGUACACAUUUCCCUGAUUGCCUACGUGGAGAAGGCCAUCUGGAAUUUUAUGGACACCUAUCCGGAGGAGUUCAUGAGCCAGCAAAAGGUGGCAGAUGAGGAUCUGGCGGAAGCGUGCGAGAAGCUGUUCGACCUGCUGGACUACUUCACCGAGGGCAAGUCGCAGCGCAAGAUCCUGGCCUGGCCGCUGCAGAUCAUGCUGCUGAUCCUGUCGCCCAUGGCGCUGGAGGAGGUGGUCAACGCCGACAACGGCGCCCCCUGCACGCCUAAGCACCUGAAGAAGAAGCACUUCCUGGACCACCUGCGCAAGUCGCUGGUGGGCCACGGUGCCUCCAAGCAGCUGACGGAGGGCGCCGGCGUGGCCUGCGUCAAGCUCUGCAAGGCCUCCACCUACAUCAGCAACCGCGACAGCACCAACGUCGUCUUCGUCCUCGUCCAGACCGUCAUCAACGAUCUCAAGGGUCUAAUCUUCAACCCGAACAAGCCGUUCUCGCGCGGCGCCAACUACGACGUGGACCUGAUGAUCGACUGCUUCGUGGCCUUCUUCCACAUCAACCCGCACAACCUGGACGUGCUGAAGGUCUGCCUGAACCUGUCGGCGUCGCCCGUCUACCACUUUGUCCUCGUCAACGCGCUGCACCGCAUCGCCACGCAGCCGCGCCUCCCCUUCUGGCCCUCCAUCGACAUCCUCUACAACAAGGUCGCCGAUCUCCGCGUCCUCUUCAUCGACACGCUGACCUACGUCUGCCAGGGACAGGGCUUCGGCGUCGGCCAGCAGAUCCGCUUCUCACAGAACCUGUCCUUGAAGGAAAAAGUGAGCACGCAGCUGAAAUUCCGCGAGAAGACCUCGGAGGAGGUGACCAGUUACAAGUACCUGCUGGUGCACAUUGUCCGGCUGAUCAGCACGGAUCCGCUGCUGUUUUUAUACAACGCCUCCAAGCAGAACACGGAGAUGCUGAUCAACGGACUGGUCUCCGUGGUGCACCAGAACUUCAUCGCCGACCUGGCCGAGCAGGCCAUGGAGGCGCUGCUGGUGCUGCACCAGCCCGGCAACAUCCUGCUGUGGAACAGCGAGGCCCCGCUGCCCAUGUUCUGGGACACCUCGUCCUCCGUGCUCUUCUCCAUCUCGCAGAAACUCAUCCAGCACCAGAUCGCUAAUUACAACGAGGUUCUGAAGUGGCUGCGGGAGAUCCUCAAGUGCAGGAAUGUCUUCCUGGCGCGCUACAAGGACAACGCCAAUAUGGGGAGCAACAUUGCCAUUGCACGACAGGCGCAGAUCAAACUGGAGGUGGUCCUCUUCAUGUAUCUAUGGAGCAUCGACAUCGAAGCCGUGCUGACGGCCAUGUCAUGUUUUCAACAUUUAUGCGAGGAAGUGGAAAUCCGCGCCACUGACGAAUUUGCCGUACUGUCACUGCUACCGAACUACCACAUCUACAACGAAUUAACCGCGGCGGCCACUGCAUUAACCACCGGCCGCGCUCAACUCCAAAAGCGCAUCAUGGGCUUACUGCGGCGCAUCGACAAGAACACCCCCGGCGUGGCGCAGGCCUGGGACGAGACGCAUCUGUGCUGGGAUGAAUCGCGUAAGUUCCUCUCCAGUUUCCCCAAGAUCGGCGAGCGCCCCAGCAAACGGCGCACCUCCUACUCCACCAGCAGUUCCUCCCCCGAGCACGAGCUGGACGACGUCUUCUCCGAGUGGCUGAACAUGACCGGCUUUCUCUGCGCCCUGGGCGGGGUCAGUGUCCAGAAGAAGGCCCAGCCACGGCCGCUCUCCGCCGUCAACCUCCCUUCCGACUCCCGGAAGGUGAGCAUCAUCUCGGCGCAGAACAGCAACCAGGAUCUGCAGUACUGCCCGGUGACACAGUUCUGCCGGUAUAUGCUCAGUCUCCUGGUCUGCAACAACGAGCGCUUCGGCCCGAAGAUCCAGAAGCAUGUGAAGGAAUUGUUGGGACAUGAGCUGAAUCCGCAGCUCUACCCGAUCCUCUUCGAGCAGAUCCGCACCAUCGUCGAGAAGUUCUUCGACUCCAACUCCGGCCAGGUCGUCAUUUCGGAGCUGAACACGCAGUUUGUGGAGCACAUUGUCUUCGUGAUCCGCAACAUUCUGUGCAACAAGACGGAGAAGCCGGCGGAGGAUGUGGGCGCCUGCACCAGCAUCGAGAACAUGAUCCUGGGCAUCGUGCGCUACUGCCGCCACCUGGACAGCAGCCAGCACGCCCUGCACAUCAAGCAGAAAUUCUGCCAGCUGGUGGAGACGCUCAUGCACCGCCGCGACGAUCUGGCCUUCCGCCAGGAGAUGAAGUUCCGCAACAAACUGGUCGAGUACUUAUCCGACUGGGUCCUCGGCAAUUCCCACCAGAUUACGGCCGCCGCGGCGGCGGCUACCGCGGCCGCCAACGUCACCUCCACGGCAGUGGUGACCAAUGAAAACCGCGAAGCGGUGCGGGAAUUGGACUGCGCGGCGGUGAAGGCCAUCGCGGCGCUGCUGACGGAGCUGCCGUUGCAGCCGGAGGAGAACGACCGCGGCGACAUCGUGGAGGCCAAGUCGCAGUUGUUCCUCAAGUACUUCACGCUCUUCAUGAACCUGCUGAACGAGUGCGGCCACGCCGGCGACGAGAAGGGCAAGGACGACGAGGUGCAGACCAUCGACGUGCUGCGCUCCGCCACCAUCCAGGCCAUGUCUAACUUGCUGAGCGCCAACGUGGAGAGCGGCCUGGUGCACUCGAUCAGUCUGGGCUACCACAACGACCUGCAGACGCGCGUGGCCUUCCUGGAGGUGCUGACCAAGAUCCUGCAGCAGGGCACCGAGUUCGACACGCUGGCCGAGAACAUCGCCGCCGACCGCUUCGAGCGCCUGGUGGAACUGCUGACCAUGAUCGACGACAAGGGCGAACUGCCCAUCGCCAACGCCCUCGCCAACGUCGUGCCCUCGGGACAGCUGGACGACGUCUCGCGCGUCUUCGUCGCCAUCUUCGAGGCCAAACAUCUGCUGUAUGAACUGCUGUGGAACUUGUUCGUCAAGGAAGUCGAGCUGGCCGACUGCAUGCAGACGAUCUUCCGCGGCACGACGCUGGCCAGCAAAGUGAUGGCCUGCUGCUUCCGCAUCUUCGGCGCCAACUACAUCACGGCCGUGGUGAAGCCGCACGUGGAGGCCAUGAUGAACCACGCCGAGCAGAGCUACGAGAUCGACCCCAACCGGCUGGACGGCGACAUCAACGCGCUGCUGGCCGCCCACAAACGCAACCUGGAGAUCGUCACGCAGCGCAUCUUCGACUCCAUCACCUCCUCCAUCGACAAAUUCCCGCUGCAGCUACGCUGUCUUUGCACCUGCCUGUACAAUGUCAUCGCGCAACGCUUCCCGCCGCCGGCCAGCAUCAACGCCGUCGGGACAGUGAUCUUCCUGCGCUUCAUCAACCCGGUCAUCGUGUCGCCGGUGGAGAACGGGAUCCUGGAAACGCAGCCUCCACCGCACGUGAAGCGCGGCCUAAUGUACGUGUCGAAGAUCCUGCAGAACGUGGCCAGUCACGUGCUCUUCUCCAAGGAGCAGCACAUGCGCCCGCUCAACGACUUCCUGCGCGCCAACUUCGAAGAGUGCCGGCGCUUCUUCACGCAGAUCACCGCCGACGGACCGCCGCAGCCCGAGGCGCACGCCGCGCCGCUAGCCUCGUCGUAUUUGAACGACGUCAACGUGCUGGCGCUGCACCGUCUGCUGUACUACAACCAGGAGAAGAUCGGCGAGCACCUCGGCACCAAUCGCGAUCACAAGGCCGGACGACGGCCGUUCGAUAAGCUGGCCACGCUGUUGGCGCAUCUCGGCCCGCCCGAACACAAAUCCAUGGAAUCACAGUGGUCGGUGCACGGUGACCUUUCAUACAACCGCUUCGAGGAGAUCAUGAGCAAGCAGCACAUCCACGAGAAGGACGAAUUCAAAUCCCUGAAAGCCAUGAACAUCUUCUACCAGUCGGGCAAGUCCAUCAACGGCAACCCGGUGUUCUACUACAUCGCGCGCAAAUACAAGAUGAACGAGCACCACGCCGACAUGCUCAUCUACCACGUCCUGCUGACGCUGAAGCCCUUCCAGCACCAGCGCUUCGAGCUGGUCAUCGACUUCACGCACACCUGCGCCGAGAACCGCUUCCGCACCGAAGUGCUGACCAAGUGGUCGGCCGUCCUCCCGCUGGAGGUCUACGAGAACAUCAGCGCCAUCUACAUCUACAACUGCAGCACCUGGGUCAAGGAGUACUUCAAGUUCCACGAGUCCUUCCUCUCGGCGCUGAAGGGAUCGCGCCGACUCUGCUUCGUCGAGUCCAUCGGGCGACUGAACGAGCUCCUGGAGGGGGGCGCCAGGCUGCCGUCCACCACCACCGCCCUGGAGGAGGACUUGAAGGUUUUCCACGGCGCCCUGAAGCUGUCACACAAGGACACCAAGGUGUCCAUCAAACUCGGCACCGGCGCGAUUCAAAUAACCUCCGCCGAGCGCACCAAGGUUCUCGGACAUCCCGUCCUCCUCAACGACGUGUACUACGCCGGGGAGAUCGAGGAGGUGAUCCUGGUGGACGACAACCAGUUCACGCUGUCAUUACACGAACAGGGCCCGCUCUCCUUCAUCCACGACAACUGCGACGAGAUCGUGCAGGCCAUCAUCCACAUCCGCACGCGCUGGGAGCUCUCCCAGCCCGACAACGUCAUCAACGUCCACUCCAAGAUCCGCCCCAAGGCCGUGCCCGGCACGCUCCUCAACAUCUCCCUGCUAAAUCUGGGCUCGCCCGAUCCCAGUCUGCGCUCGGCGGCGUAUAAUUUGCUGUGCGCGUUGACAGCGACGUUUAAUCUGAAGAUCGAGGGACAACUGCUGGAGACGGCGGGGCUGUGUAUUCCGGCGAAUAAUACGAUCUUCAUCAAGAGCGUUAGUGAGAAGUUGGCGGUGCAGGAGCCGCAUUUGACGCUGGAGUUCAUGGAGGAGUGCAUUCAGGGUUUCAAAGCGUCGACCAUCGAGAUCAAACACCUGGUGCUGGAGUACGUGCCGCCCUGGCUGGGCAACCUCACCCGCUUCUGCAAGCACUCGGACGAGCAGAAACGCCAGAAAGUCUCCUUAAUCCUGGACAAACUCAUCACCCUGACCCUGCAGGAAGAGGAAAUGUACCCCAGCAUCAUCGCCAAAGUCUGGGGGAAUUUGGGGACUGUCUCCGACCUGCUGGACAUGAUCCUGGACAGUUUCAUCAAGCGCAGCGUCACCGGCGGACUGGGCUCGACGGCGGCGGAGAUCCUGGCCGAUACGGCCGUGGCGCUGGCCUCCUCCAACGUGGACUUGGUGGCCAAGAAGAUUAUCCAGCGCCUGUUGAAGCUGAUCGAUAAGACGUGCGUGUCGCCCACCUGGACGCUGGAGCAGCAUCUCAUGUUCGAGGAUAUCGGGAUUCUGACGCGGUAUCUGUUGAUGCUGUCGUUUAAUAACCAGCUGGAUGUGGUGAAGAAUCUGCCGUAUUUGCUGCAUUUUGUGGCCAUGCUGCUGUCCACCGGGCCCAUUGCGCUGCGGGCCAGCAUCCACGGAUUAGUGAUUAAUAUUAUCCAUUCGCUGCUGACGUGCAGUACACCGGUGUUCACGGAGCAGACGCAGAAGAUUCUGCGGCUGGCGCUGACGGAGUUCUCUUUACCCAAGUUCUACUCCUUCUUCGGCAUCACGGCGGUCAAGUCGGCGGCGGUGACGGCGUUCCGCUUCGCGCACCGCCCCGGGGAGCGGACGCUGGCGCCCUACGUGCACCUGCCGUCCGACCACUCGCGGUUGAGUCUGUCCUCCCUGGAGGCCAUCACCGACGCCCUCCUGGAGAUCACCGAGGCCUGCAUGCAGGACAUCCCCGCCUGCGACUGGCUCGAACGAUGGACCGGUUUGGCGCGGAGUUUCGCCAUCCGCUACAACCCGUCGCUGCAGCCGCGCGCGCUGGUGGUGUUCGGGUGCAUCAGCAAGCAGGUGACGGAUCAGGACGUGAAGCAGCUGCUGCGCAUCCUCGUCAAGGCGCUGGAGUCCUUCUCCGACGUCAUGCUCAUCGACGCCCUCAUCAUGUGCUUGACACGCCUCGAGCCCAUCCUGCGCGCCGAAUCCCCCAUCCACAAGGCGCUGUUCUGGAUCGCCAUCUGCAUCCUGCAGCUGGACGAGGUGUCGCUGUACUCGUCGGGACUGGCGCUGCUGGAGCAGAACCUGCACACGCUGGACCACCAGGGCGUCUUCGAGUACCAGGGCAUCGAGGAGGUGCUGAUGAGUACGCGCGAACCGCUCGAGUGGCAGUACUUCAAACAGCUCGACCACGCUGUCGGCAUGUCGUUCAAGAACGCCUUCCAUUUCGCGCUGGUGGGCCACCUGGUGAAGGGCUUCCGCCACCCGGAGCCGGAGUCGAUCAACCGCACGGUGCGCAUCCUGUCGAUGCUGCUGACCAUCGUCAGCAAGCCGCAGAAGCGCGACCGCUUCGAAGUGACCUGCGAGAGCGUCCCCUACCUGGCGGCGCUGCUGCCGGUGUCGGAGGAGGUGCGCAGUCGCUGCCGGCUGAAGCACAUGGUGCUCGCCAACAGCAGCAUCAUGAUGUCCGAGUCCGUCGACAGCAUCGACAACGACGGCGGUGCGUUUUACGAUGACAAGGACAGUGCGCUCACCUCCACCGUCACGCGCCGCCAAAAGAGCUGCGAGGUGCUCAGCGCGGGACGGCUGAAUAUCGGCGCUGACGGGCAAGGCCAGCAGGGUCUGUACCCGCUGAGUCCUUCCGGAGAACGCAGCAUGUCGCUCCUGGCCAGUCCCACCGCCUCCCUGGGCCUCCCGCUGCACGCCACCAACUCGGGCGGGUCCGGCGGCGGCGCGGAGACCCCGAAGUCGUGGAAGAGUCUGGAUCUGGAGCAGAUGGAGUCGGUGUCGGGCUCGGGCAACCCGGCCACCUCGCCCUCCAUCCCCACGACGCCCUCCACCGUCUCCGUACCGCCCCCGCCCCCCGCCAGCACCCUCCUCCUGUCCCCCUCCAACCCCGCCCACCGGCCCAUCUUUCUGCGCUCGCAGCGCAGCAGCAGCAUGCCGGCGCAGAACAACGCGGCCGGCGCGCUGAAGAGCGUCAGCGCCCACAUCGUGGCGGCCGCCGCCGAGGAGCGGGAGCGCGCCCGCGCCGUCCGCGGCUCGGUGUCGGGCGACAGCAGUGUGCUGUUGGACGCGGAGUUGCUGACGGACUACCCGACGCAGGCGUUGACGCUGAGUAUCUUGGCGACGAUCGUCCGGCACACGACGGAUGAGAACGAGGCGCGGAUCCUGUAUCAGUACCUGGCCGAGGCGUCCGUUGUCUUCCCCAAGGUCUUUCCGGUCAUUCAUUCGCUGCUGGACGCCAAGAUCAACUCGGUGCUGCAGUUGUGCCACGAUCAGGCCAUCCUGGAGGCGGUGCAGAGCAUCAUCCACAACAUGAUCACGUGCGAGGAGGCGCUGUCGCUGCAGCAACCGCCGCCGCAGUCGCUGCAGAGUCUCGGCUUCGGUGGACUCUGGCGCUUCGCCGGCCCCUUCAACCGGGCGUCGGCGAGUGCGGACAGCGCGGAGCUGUUCGUCAACUGCUUGGAGGCGAUGGUGGAGACGUGCCUACCCGGGGACGACGGCGACGAGCUGGACGUGGACGAGUACACGGGCACGGGCAGCCUGAGCUCCUCGGUGGCCAUCAACCUCUCCAACUCCCUGUCCAGCCUCUCCGUCGGCUCCCCCACCGACAAGGAGUCCCACAACGACUUCGACCUGGCGCGCCGCUACCCGCACAUGCUGCAGCAGGGCCACGCCCACAACAUGAACAGUCUCAACGCCCACGGGGGGCAGCCGCACAAGCGCAGCUCCAGCUUCAAGCGCAAGAGCAAAUCCGCCGUCUCCGGCAAACUCCACGAACUGUAGACGGUGUAGCUGUACAGAUUGAUUUGAUCUCGCCGAGUUAAUUAUACAAAAUGAUUAUUCGCUAUUUUUAUGCUGCUUUUAUUCAGAUUUCUAUCGAUCCGGGAUUUUAGCAUUUUAUCCGUUGAUUUAUGCGUAAUUUCACGAUGGAGAUUUUAUUGUAAAAUGUGUGUAGUUAUUUUUAUAUACAGAUACGUGCUUCGUUUUAAUGGAUGGCACACGAAUUCUGUCUGCAGCAUGCGCCAACAUCAUCCAGAUAAUUAGGCUAUUUUGUUAGAUAUUAAUAUAUACGGGUGUUAAUAAAUUAAAUAAUAAAUAUCAAUAAAUUUGGUUAUUUUAUU
This is a messenger RNA of Paramacrobiotus metropolitanus, 9413 nucleotides long. RefSeq names its product neurofibromin-like. The transcript has 26 exons. Bases 385 to 9075 code for a protein of 2896 amino acids. NCBI's taxonomy places the organism in Eukaryota, Metazoa, Tardigrada, Eutardigrada, Parachela, Macrobiotidae. Gene Ontology annotation, biological process: regulation of GTPase activity. The record is from RefSeq and is a predicted model, not a curated record.